Messenger RNA from Raphanus sativus (radish), 959 nucleotides. RefSeq lists its product as uncharacterized. The record is from RefSeq and is a predicted model, not a curated record. The transcript is spliced from 2 exons. The coding region runs from base 232 to 765 and encodes 177 amino acids. NCBI's taxonomy places the organism in Eukaryota, Viridiplantae, Streptophyta, Magnoliopsida, Brassicales, Brassicaceae.
GUAAGGAGCACAUCAGAAGUAGGAGCAUCAACUGCCACUGAUGACUGCUCUCUCUAUGAUCACUCUAAGCUACAAGAAAAGGAUGUGAACGAAACUCCUCACACCACGACAGCCUCAGAAACAGAGCCAGAGAGUUGUGAACCAGAAACACCUGGUUUAGGAGUUGAUGAUGAAACUCCAGAGUGCAACAACGUAAAUGCAGUGGAUGAUGACGACUGCUCAGAGAAGAAUAUGGCACAUGCUUCUGUGGAUCACCACAACUCCUUGGCUCCUCUUGUAAACGAAAUUUCAGAUGAGUCAACAGUACUUGUGGAGUGUCCAGGUCAGAAAGAGCCCAAGAGCCUCACGCUUGAAGAAGCCACUGAUGCAAUACUGUUCUGCAGCUCCAUUGUCCACGACCUAGUUUACCAAGCUGCGUCAAUAGCCAUGGACAAAGGAAGGGAUGUGGCGGGAACCGAAGAAGAAGAAGAAAUAUUGCGUCCAACAGUGACAGUACUUGGAAAGUCAAAUGCGAACAGGAGUAGUUACACAAGCGGUGGUGGUACAAAGACUAAUAAGAAACAGAGUUCCAAAGUGGCCAAAGCGAGUCGGAAGCAAAUGGAAACAGAGGAGAAAACAGAGGUACAUAUAGAGAAUGAUGAGAAUGCAGGGGAAGCAGCAGGGAUGAUGAUAAGUAACGUUGGAGUUCUUCCUAGUAAUAAUAAAGCAGAUAAUUUGAAACCUCCUCCUAAGCUGGAGAAUAAAUGCAAUUGCUCUAUUAUGUGAUUUUUUUUGUUUUUACUAGUAAAGUUUUUAAUUAUGUUUGUUCAUAAAAUUUGUAGUUGGUUGUGUUGUUGUUUGGGUAUUUACGUUUGCUGCAGCUAAUUUGUGAGAGGAAAGCACAUGAUUUCGGUUGCCUUAUUACUAAUGGUAUGAUUUGAUUAUUAUGACUAAUAAAAACCCGUUUACUGUUUUUUUAA